Talaromyces amestolkiae is the source of this 1734-nucleotide messenger RNA. RefSeq lists its product as uncharacterized. The coding region runs from base 1 to 1734 and encodes 577 amino acids. Gene Ontology annotation, molecular function: protein binding; protein-membrane adaptor activity. The record is from RefSeq and is a predicted model, not a curated record. NCBI's taxonomy places the organism in Eukaryota, Fungi, Ascomycota, Eurotiomycetes, Eurotiales, Trichocomaceae. The transcript has 6 exons. Gene Ontology annotation, biological process: nucleus-vacuole junction assembly; vacuole inheritance. Gene Ontology annotation, cellular component: fungal-type vacuole membrane.
AUGGAGAACGCCUGCUUUGCUUGUUUUUCAGCCAUCGACCGCUGGUGUCAUAUAUCCGCCUGUUUAGGGUCGUUUGGUGGUCGUUCGAGAGAUGGUAUCUAUGAAACGAUUUUGCAGGAUAGUGAACGAGAGGCGGUAGCCGAUUUGUUACAGUAUCUGGAGAAUCGAGGAGAAUCCGACCUAGACUUCUUUUCUGGCGAACCACUCCGGGCUCUUACUACAUUGGUGGAAUCGAAUAAUAUUGAUUUGCAACGAAGUGCUAGCUUGACUUUUGCAGAAAUCACAGAACAAGAUGUGCGAGAAGUCAAUCGAGACACCCUCGAGCCCAUCCUCACAUUGCUUCAAAGCCCCGACAUCGAAGUACAACGAGCCGCAAGCGCGGCGUUAGGCAACCUUGCCGUGAACACCGAAAACAAGGCGCUUAUCGUAAAUCUCGGCGGUCUCCAACCACUAAUCAAGCAAAUGCAGUCGCCCAAUGUCGAGGUCCAGUGCAAUGCCGUCGGCUGCAUUACGAAUUUAGCCACUCACGAGGAGAAUAAGUCUAAGAUCGCCAGGUCUGGCGCUCUCGGGCCCUUGACCAGGUUGGCCAAGUCCAAGGACAUGCGAGUUCAACGAAAUGCCACUGGUGCCUUAUUGAACAUGACCCAUUCUGAUGACAAUCGCCAACAACUUGUCAACGCGGGCGCCAUCCCCGUUCUAGUGCAUCUACUUUCAUCAGAAGACGUUGAUGUACAAUAUUACUGCACAACCGCUCUCAGCAACAUCGCCGUCGAUGCUGCCAAUAGAAAACGACUAGCGCAAACCGAGUCUCGCUUGGUUCAAUCUCUAGUGCAAUUGAUGGACUCGUCGACCCCAAAAGUACAGUGCCAAGCAGCUCUUGCUCUGCGAAACCUAGCAUCCGACGAGAAAUACCAGCUCGAAAUAGUCCGCGCAAAGGGCUUGCCUCCUCUCCUACGUCUCCUUCAAUCGUCAUACCUCCCGCUCAUUCUUUCUGCAGUCGCUUGCAUCCGAAAUAUAUCUAUCCAUCCUCUCAAUGAAUCGCCCAUUAUCGAUGCCGGAUUUUUGAAACCUCUGGUCGACCUUCUGGGCUCCAAAGAUAGCGAAGAAAUUCAAUGCCAUGCUAUAUCGACUCUACGAAACCUGGCAGCCAGUUCUGAUCGCAAUAAAGAGCUUGUUCUUCAAGCUGGCGCUGUCCAGAAAUGCAAGGAUCUUGUCCUUAAUGUCCCUGUCAUUGUUCAGUCAGAAAUGACUGCGGCCAUCGCCGUACUUGCGCUCAGUGACGAACUCAAGCCUCAACUUCUUAAUCUCGGUGUCUUUGAUGUUUUGAUUCCUCUUACCGCAUGUGAUAGUAUUGAGGUUCAGGGCAAUAGUGCUGCGGCGUUAGGAAAUUUGUCCUCUAAAGUUGGAGAUUACUCCAUCUUUAUUCGUGACUGGAAAGACCCUGAAGGAGGAUUCCACGGCUAUCUCAUUCGAUUCCUGGAUAGCGGAGACCCUACUUUCCAGCACAUCGCCAUCUGGACAUUGUUACAGCUAUUAGAGUCGGAAGACUCCAAACUCAUCGACCUCAUUUCGAAUUCAGGAGAUAUUAUGAAUCUAGUGAAACGAAUCUCUGACCGAAAUCUCGACUCUGACGACGAGGAGGUUGAUGAGGGAGAGGUAGAAGUCGUCGCACUAGCACGACGAUGUCUUGAGAUCCUCGGCAAAGGGCCCAAGCAGACGCUGGUCGAAGGGUAA